AUGGGGUGGGAUAUAGCUGGAUGGGUUGGUUGGUGGUCGGCGAUUGGUUUUGGAAUGAAGCAUAAUUCACAUGAUAUUGAAGAGCUACCGGAAGUUUUGGCGGAUAAAGUGAUUCUUAUUCCUGAGUUAUUGAAAUCAUCUAGAGCUAUGAAUACUUUUAAAUCUUAUUCUUUGGGUUUCCAACGUUGGAAAUGUUGGGCUGUAGCUAACAAUUUGAGAGUAGAGGACACUUUUCCCGCUAAAGCUUUCCAUUUUGCUUUAUAUUUAGUGUCUCUUAUACAAACAGCUAAUUCGCCCAGUCCUGUGUCUAACGCCUUUUAUAGCGUGAAAUGGAUUCAUGAUUUGUUCAAUUUAAAUUCUCCUACUGAUUUUUUGUUAGUUAAAAAUAUUUCAGAAUCUGCAAAAAGACGUUUAUCUAGACCUAUUGUUAAGAAAAGGCCAGUAACUGUUCAAAUGUUGACAGACAUGUAUAAGAGAUUGUUUUCCUUUAAUAAUUUGAAAAAUCAACGUAUCAUUGCUUUAUGUUUAUUAUCAUAUGCAGGAUUUUUACGCAGUGUUGAGCUUUUGAAUAUUAAGCGUUCUGAUAUUGUAAUUAAUGAUACUUAUUUAGCUAUUUUUCUGGAAACCAGCAAAACUGAUAAAUAUAGCGAUGGUUCUUGGAUAUUGAUAUCUAAAACCGGUACAAUGUUAUGUCCGCCGCAUGUUGAAGAUAUUAGUCAAUAUUGUUUACACUCCUUGAGAUCUGGUGGUGCUACAGCCGAAGCAAAUAAAGGGUUAGCGGAUCGAUUAUUCAAACGGCAUGGUAGAUGGGUUAGUGAAUGUGCCAAAGAUGGUUAUAUGAAAGAUGCAUUAAGUGAAAUGCUUUCUGUUUCUUUAAAUUUAGGUUUAUAA
Lottia gigantea (owl limpet) is the source of this 891-nucleotide messenger RNA. RefSeq lists its product as hypothetical. The record is from RefSeq and is a predicted model, not a curated record. NCBI's taxonomy places the organism in Eukaryota, Metazoa, Mollusca, Gastropoda, Lottiidae. Bases 1 to 891 code for a protein of 296 amino acids. The transcript is spliced from 4 exons. Gene Ontology annotation, molecular function: DNA binding. Gene Ontology annotation, biological process: DNA recombination; DNA integration.